Molecule: messenger RNA, 1152 nt
Organism: Penaeus chinensis
Lineage: Eukaryota; Metazoa; Arthropoda; Malacostraca; Decapoda; Penaeidae
Product: proline-rich receptor-like protein kinase PERK2
Exons: 3
Coding region: 1-1152 (383 amino acids)
Source: RefSeq, a predicted model, not a curated record
AUGACAGCACGUGGCAGGACACCGAGGAGAGUGUAUGACAGCACGUGGCAGGACACCGAGCCCUCGCCGCCGUUCAGCCCUCGCCGCCGUUCAGCCCUCGCCGCCGUUCAGCCCUCGCCGCCGUUCAGCCCUCGCCGCCGUUCAGCCCUCGCCGCCGUUCAGCCCUCGCCGCCGUUCAGCCCUCGCCGCCGUUCAGCCCUCGCCGCCGUUCAGCCCUCGCCGCCCUUCAGCCCUCGCCGCCGUUCAGCCCUCGCCGCCCUUCAGCCCUCGCCGCCGUUCAGCCCUCGCCGCCCUUCAGCCCUCGCCGCCGUUCAGCCCUCGCCGCCCUUCAGCCCUCGCCGCCGUUCAGCCCUCGCCGCCCUUCAGCCCUCGCCGCCGUUCAGCCCUCGCCGCCGUUCAGCCCUCGCCGCCCUUCAGCCCUCGCCGCCGUUCAGCCCUCGCCGCCGUUCAGCCCUCGCCGCCGUUCAGCCCUCGCCGCCGUUCAGCCCUUGCCGCCGUUCAGCCCUCGCCGCCGUUCAGCCCUCGCCGCCGUUCAGCCCUCGCCGCUCUUCAGCCCUCGCCGCCCUUCAGCCCUCGCCGCCGUUCAGCCCUCGCCGCCGUUCAGCCCUCGCCGCCGUUCAGCCCUCGCCGCCGUUCAGCCCUCGCCGCCGUUCAAGCCCUCGCCGCCGUUCAGCCCUCGCCGCCGUUCAGCCCUCGCCGCCGUUCAGCCCUCGCCGCCGUUCAGCCCUCGCCGCCGUUCAGCCCUCGCCGCCCUUCAGCCCUCGCCGCCCUUCAGCCCUCGCCGCCGUUCAGCCCUCGCCGCCGUUCAGCCCUCGCCGCCCUUCAGCCCUCGCCGCCGUUCAGCCCUCGUCGCCGUUCAGCCCUCGUCGCCGUUCAGCCCUCGCCGCCGUUCAGCCCUCGUCGCCGUUCAGCCCUCGCCUCCGUUCAGCCCUCGUCGCCGUUCAGCCCUCGUCGCCGUUCAGCCCUCGCCUCCGUCCAGCCCUCGCCGCCGUUCCAAAACCCAGCGAGGACUACCGGAAUCGCCAAACACAAUUACCGUAUCGAUCCGAAGUCUAUUCUUGCUGCACAGAAUGCACGAUGCGGCCCACGGCGCUGGGCAAGGUCGUGUGGCUUCCUUCUGAUAGAGCGACGCGCGACGCCGGGCGAAGGUGA